GGCACUGCCUCCACCGCAGCCUCGUCGUCUGAGAAGUGCCUUGGGCCCCAAUCUUUUGCCCUGCUCCUCCACUUUCCUUACUUUCUUAAUGGUUCUUUCCUUCGCUUUGGCUACCCCCGAGGAACCGGGAAAGAAACUUUCAACCUACCCUGAAUGCUGGGUUUUGCUAAUCGGCAUGUCAUCGGGGCACAAGCGAUCCCGACGCGAUGUCGGCGCCAGCGACAGCAUCUCGCCCGCUAAGCGGCUCCAGGUGGAUGUUGACCACCAAUAUGCUUGGUCCCUGACCCCAUCAACACAACGCCUCGAGAUUGAAGACGAUAUCGAGAUGAGAGAGCCUUCCACGCCGGAUAGUACGCCCGAAAACAUAUGCUAUGGAACAAUAUUCCCGGCAAGUGCACAGCUAGUCUGUUCCGAAGCAUUGAAGGUUCGGCCACUGCCAUGGGAUCGAUUUCACCGCUUCGGACUCAAUGUUCGAGGCGCACAAUAUCAUCUCAUAUGCGAAGCAGACGGCGAAUCAGAUCGAGAUCUCGGGAUCUUAGACAUUGUGACCGAAGGCCAUUUAAAUACUUUGAAAUACAUUAGUGCGCUCACAUUCGAGGCUGUCAUUGCGUCGCCAGUUCUGGAAGGCUUGGGAGGAAGGGGGAAGAAGAAGAAGACUGUUAUCGUUGGUACCUCCGUCAACAUCAUGGGGCCCGAGAUUCUCGGCGAUGAGGUUGGGACUGCCUUGGAAACGACUUCAGCCAAUCUCCAGCAUCCUCUCUUUCUGCCAGCUGGCAUUCGAUAUGUCAACCCGCACUGGUUCUACCCCGACGACGAGCCAACAGAUCUACGACAUCUGGUUGGACCACCUCUCGUCGAGUCAGAUUCCAAGCGUAUUUCAGAUGUGGUUGAAGCUGCCCUGGGAUCGUUACAUGAACCAACUUAUCUGCGACCUCAGAGAUCCACUCCUUCUAAACGCCUUCGUACUAAGCUCAAGCCGCACCAGGCAGACGGUGUGCAAUUCAUUCUCAGUCGAGAAGAUUCAUCAUGUCGGCACGAAAUCUUCUCAGACAUGAAAGCCCUCAUUGGUCCCCAAUUCUUCUCGGGAAUAUACUCGUUGUGUGCCGGGGGCAUCCUGGCUGAUUCCAUGGGCUUGGGGAAGAGCCUGACGAUUCUGAGCACCAUUGUGGCGUCUAAAGACGCUGCCAGUGUGUGCCAGGCGGAAGCAACACCCCCUGGUGGGUUUCCGCAUACUGAGGCAACUCUGGUAGUUGCGACAUCCCGGCAGGUUCUAGACGUUUGGGUCUCUGAGAUAGACAGGCACCUGACAACCGGAUCAUUGUCUACUGUCCUGUUCCAUGGAGAAAACCGCGCCAAAUCGGCGGAAGCAUUGCUGGGUUGUGAUGUUGUGCUUACAACUUACGGCACCCUGACCGCAGAUUGGAAGGGCAACCGAGUUUUGCAAAAGCUUUGCUGGUUCAGGGUUGUCCUAGACGAAGCACACUGGAUUCGGAACCAAUCUGCCCAGCAAUUCAAGGCUGCAGCGGAGCUGAAAUCUGAGAGGAGAUGGUGCCUUACCGGCACACCGAUUCAAAACUCUAUGGAGGAUCUACGGUCUCUUCUGAAAUUCCUCCAACUCCAGCCCUUCGCAAGUCGCUCUGUGUUUGAGAGGCAUAUUGUGCAGCCGCUCCAGUCAGACUCCAAAGGUGGCUUCAGGAAUCUCAAAAUCCUGCUCGGAGCUGUCUGUCUGCGUCGGAACUCCAGUUAUCUUGAACUCCCGCCCGUGGAAGAAGAGAGAAUCCCCGUCGCCCUCAGCGUCGAAGAAACCGCGGAGCAGUCUCGUAUUUUCACCGAAUGCCAGAAGCAAUUUGACAAGAUCGUCAGUCGGAACUCUUCUCUCAAAAAAUACUCAGUUCUUUUUGCUACGAUCAUGAAGCUCCGCCAGUUAUGUAGCUACGGCACUCUUCAGCAGAGCUACCUGUCACUUCGAGCUUCAACAGCGAUGAAACAGAAAGAAAAGCUCACUGUGUGCGACCUGACUUGCAAGUUCUGCAGCGGCAACGACGAUGACACCAUGGCGCUACUCGAUGGUGAGAGUGUCUGCCCCGAGUGCUCGCGAUAUCUAAACGACAAAUCGAUACCUCGACUGGAGUCGACACCGGCGAGCUCCGUUGCCUCUCCUGGACCCAUCUCACCAGCAGCAGGCCUACCUCCAUACUCACCAUUUUCGAUUGACACGGGGCGAGACAUGAUUACCACAUGCCACUCGUCCAAACUCAAAGCCGUUGUGAAUAAUCUUGAACAGCACCAGGCUGUCUCAAAAAGCCUAGUCUUUGCUUUCUGGAGGCUGACCCUGGACGCCCUGGCAGCCAUGCUUGACAGCAAAGGCAUAGGCUAUGUCCAGAUCGAUGGGAGGGUGAAUGGUGUAGAUCGGCAGAAACAUCUCAGUCGGUUUCAAGAUGAGCCUCAAGUCAGGGUCUUGCUCAUGACCCUCGAAACAGGCUCAGUCGGCCUUACUCUGACGGCGGCGACUCGCGUCCAUAUCGUUGAGCCACAAUGGAACCCGGCUAUAGAGGAGCAGGCGAUAGCAAGGGCACACCGUAUGGGCCAGACCAAAGCAGUUACGGUUCUUCGGUACAUAACGCAAAAUUCUGUUGAGCAGAACAUCGUAGAGCGACAAGAGCGCAAGCGACGACUCGCGAGGCUGUCACUGGAUAGCAAUGCAGCGGACGACGACGCUGGCGGGAGGCUCGAGGAUCUGAAGUUCGUUCUAGAUAUCGGGGCCACAUAGCGGGUCUGCACCUUGUUUGGUCCAAAGUCCCUCUAAUAGAAGAUUCAACAUGCUUUCAUCAUGAGUCGGCAGUCAUUUAGGUAGAUCAAAACAAAGCUACAGGAAAACGAAUAGCACGAACUGUCAUCGGCACCACCGCCGCCCACG
Phialemonium atrogriseum is the source of this 2917-nucleotide messenger RNA. RefSeq names its product SNF2 family N-terminal domain-containing protein. The record is from RefSeq and is a predicted model, not a curated record. Gene Ontology annotation, cellular component: nucleus. Bases 89 to 2770 code for a protein of 893 amino acids. The transcript has 11 exons. Gene Ontology annotation, biological process: DNA repair. Gene Ontology annotation, molecular function: ATP binding; ATP-dependent chromatin remodeler activity. NCBI's taxonomy places the organism in Eukaryota, Fungi, Ascomycota, Sordariomycetes, Cephalothecales, Cephalothecaceae.